AGCUCUUGAGUGGUUUCGACCGGUACUUAGACUAAAUGCAUCGUUGAAACGCGACAUGAUAGGACUCGAUCGUGUCGUCGGCUCUCACGGUCCGUAAUUAGUAUACAUGACGCGUACGUCUGCGAUAUUUCGAGAGUUACUGCCACUGCAUUCCAAUCCUGUUUCCAAACCACCAAGAAUAAUCAUGUUGGUCAGAAUAAGAUCGAAAGAUGGAAACUUCAGGUUCGAAAUGCCGCCUACAGCGGACAUCUCUGAACUUGUGGCAAAGAUCCUCGAAACCACUGAAAACGCCGAUCCCUCUACUCUCACGAUAUCCAAUCAACCUAGGGGUAACGAGACCCGAGCGUCGACGCUGAAGGGACAAUCUUUACAAGGGCUUGGUCUGAAACAUGGCGAUCUGAUAUUUGUGUCAUACAAAUCACAAGCCGUGCCAUCCGCUCCUCCUCCUCCUGUGGCAGAGAAUGGUGCACCUCACCUUCCGACGAGCGCAGAGCAAUCCAGACGUCUUUGGGAAUCUGUUAAGGAGGAUCCCGUGGAUGAAUAUUGGCGCUCCAAGGAUGGAAAAAUUCCUCGAGGACGCGAUUCGAGAUUCUGCAAGCAUGGCGCGAAUGCGAUGUGUGACUAUUGUAUGCCCUUGGAGCCCUAUGAUGCAGGCUACCACGCAGAACACAACAUUAAACAUCUUUCAUAUCAUGCGUAUCUUAAGAAACUGCAGCCGAAGAUGUCCUCGAGUACGUCAUCACAUCUUCCUCCUCUUGAACCACAGUCGUACAAGGUGAAGGUGCCCUGUCCUUCUGGCGGACAUCCAAAUUGGCCUGCUGGUAUCUGUACGGCAUGUCAACCUUCCGCAAUCACCUUACAAAGCCAGGCUUUCCGAAUGGUUGAUCAUUUGGAGAUCGCUUCCACGGAUAUCAUCGAGAGAUUCUUGCACGCGUGGCGUCAGACCGGAUUGCAGCGAUUUGGAUGGCUUAUUGGAAGAUAUGAGCCAUAUCCAGAAGUACCAAUGGGCGUGAAGGCUGUUGUUGAAGCCAUUCAUGAACCUCCGCAAGAGGGUGAACUCGACGGUCUAUCGUUAGGCAUCCCAUGGGAGGAUGAGCCUCGAAUCAAGGAACUAGCAAAGUCGGCGGCGGCACCACUGACUAUCGUGGGCUAUAUUUUCACUGACCUCGAACCCACUCCGGAAGACAGGACGAAGGUUGCCUACAAACGACAUCCCCAAUCAUUCUAUCUUUCCUCCUUAGAAAGUAUCUUCGCCGCCCAUGUCCAAAAUGCGAACCCAACCCUAUCGAGAUCAUCAUCGACCGGAACGUUCGCUUCCCGUAUGGUGACAGCUGUGUUGACAGGUACAGAAGAUGGUGGUGUUGAUAUUUCGGCGUAUCAAGUGUCCGAGCAAGCGUGUGCUAUGGUUGAUGCCGAUAUGAUUGAAGCUAGUGUUGACCCUGGGAUAGUUCGAGUAAAAGAGGAGGAUAGGAGUGAAGACAAUGCCAGAUACAUCCCAGACGUCUUCUUCCGGUACAAAAAUGAAUAUGGCCUGGAGGUCAAGAAAAGUGCAAAACCGUGCUUCCCAGUGGAAUAUCUCCUUGUCAAUGUCACCCAUGGCUUCCCACAAACCCCAGCCCCACUCUUCCGGUCGAACAAGUUCCGCAUUGAGAAUAGACCAGGUUUGGAAGAUCAGCAUAUUGAGUCGGUUUUGCAAGACUUGGCCCGUCUUCGUGCGCCGGAACUUGCGGAAAAUCCAAAUGGUGGCGAUUUUCAGCAACGGGUCGAGUUGGCCAAAUGGUUGAGCGAUUGGCAUUUGGUCGCGUUUCUUGGCACCACUCAGUUAAUUAAUCCCGAGGAUAUGAAGGUGCUUGCUCGUGUUGCGUCUUCACCCGAUUUGGAGGACCCUUCGAUUUUGGAUCCUCUAUUCCGCACAGAGAGUUGGCAGACAUUAAUGACCUUCACGAGGGAGACAGCACCCCGUCGACCCACAACAUCUGCGCCUUCCACGGGUCCCAGCGCAAUGGAUGAAGACAUACCCCAGGAUGUAUUUGACCAAAUUGCUCGUGAGCAAGAAUCAGCAACCGGCUCUGGUGGCAAUAUCAGGAUUUGUCCGCACUGCACGUUUGAGAACUCUCAUGGUGGUACUGAUUGCGAAGUCUGUGGACUUCCGCUUGACGGCUAGAUUGUGACAUUGUCAUGAUACUUCAUGAUUCUAUAGUGAGUGCCGAGCAGAAGUGCUAAGAGGAUAAAUUCACGUUGUAUAUUACAGACAAUUCAGUAUCGUGUAUUGAAGGGAUGCUUUCUUAGUUUUUUAGAGAAUGGACAUCGACGACAAGCUCCUCCACAAAAUGUGCCGGGAACCGAGUAAGGUUGUCUGAUAGCAACGGAAUGCGUUCAAUCUGAAUGCGGCCCCGACUCCGAAGACGUAGCUCAGUGGCCCUUUCAGUAGAGGCGCGUCCAAUCAUCCACCUCAUUUGGGUGCCGCUGCAGUCUUCUCUUUGAAUUAGCCUCCAGAAGAUAAUUCGCGCAAGGGAUUGUAUCAGCAGGGACGCCUUCACUUGUAAAGACAAAUUUUCGUACGUUGCAGAUGUCGUGUAGGACUCAUCGCCGGCCCUUUUCGGGAUUUUUCUUUUUGGUUCUUAAGGUUUGGCUUCGAGUGGUU
Molecule: messenger RNA, 2644 nt
Organism: Somion occarium
Lineage: Eukaryota; Fungi; Basidiomycota; Agaricomycetes; Polyporales; Cerrenaceae
Source: the annotation of a GenBank genome assembly